AUGUAUAUCUUUUUGAUGGAUCAAGGUCGUCUGGUCUCUUUGGAUGAUAAUUUACUAUCUCAGACGGUUUCAAGUUUACGUAAUGUAUUGGCGCAUGAUUUUGACCUACCAUUGAACAAACAAAUUCUUUUGGUGUCAGGCGGUUUUCAGUUGGAACCAGGUGAUAAGUUGUCAACAUAUGGUGCUGGUUUAGAUAAAACAAAUCCAAUCUAUGUAUUUACUCAAACUUUUCCAAGUGAUACCAAUGUACAGAAACCUGAUGUCCUACAAGUAAACGAUGGUGGAUAUCCAAGACAACUGGCCAAUCUUUCAGAAUUAACACCAUCUGAGAAAGUGUUUGAAGAACGAUUACGUCUUAUUCAUGCAAUUACACCGAUUAGUCGUGAAACUGCUAAUGCAAUUGAACAAUUAGUCUCUGAACAACGUCAAAUGAUACAGGGAUGGUGUGUUGCAUUGGCUAAUUUAGCUGAAGUCGCUGCAGAUACCAAUAAACGCUUGUUGUUUGCUACGAGUAGACUAGUUCAAUUUGAAGAAUGUAUUACUGAUUGGGAACGAAAAUUGCACAAUUUUCAUGAAUUGAAAAAGGAAUUAUCUGAUCUACCAUUACUGCCACAAUUAGUUGUACUAGACUCGUCCACUGAAUAUAAUCAUCAAAAAGAAUCGUUCAAUUUUAACAGUAUUCCGAAGCCAACAAAUAUGUACGAAUGGGUUUGUUUACAGUCAGCUAUGUCCAGUGUUGGGACACGCUAUUUUCCACCACCAUCAGCAAUUAAAUCUGUUGGUUUGCAGUCAGGUGGAUUGUAUCAUGUUCGACAGGGAAGUGGUCGUAUUCGUACAACAAGUACCGGUCAACUUGGUGGAUAUAGUACUACAGAAUCCACUGUUGUAACAACUCAACCACAUCAAGUUCACUUUUAUACUGGAGGUUCUCAAUCUAGUUUAAAUAAUGCAGGUACUGGUUGUUCAAACUCACCUACAUUGGAUACACGAAUACAACGUGACCAGUCUUUAGCUGGAGUUGGUGGAGGGGGUGGCGGUGGCGGUGAUAGUUCCUCUGCACACGAAUCAACAGUUUUUGAUUAUUAUGAGUCAGCAUUUUUAGAGAUAAUUAAACGAGCCAUCCAAGAUAUACAUUUAUUACGGUUUGGUCCAGAUUCGCAAAUUUGCUCUACUACCAAACAACAAUCAGAUGCUUCCAGUGAACUGAAUUAUGUUCGUGCACACACUAAUCGUUUGUCAGAAUUGAUUACUAUGGUUAAUGCUUGUUCAAAAUCCAAUUAUGACGAAAUGACUGCUGCGUCUACACAUCCUUCGACGGAGUCAUCAGCUAUGCCUGGCGUACAACAUCUCCUGGUCGAUUCUUCAAAGACUGUUGCUGCUGCUACAGAAAGAGCGAGAACAUCUUCAAUCUCAUCAUUACUAUCAUUAAAUCUAACUCGUGAGCAUGAUAUACAUUUGAUUAGUAUUCGUGAUGCAUUAGAUCCGGGCUAUUUUAGUCAACGUCUUUCACAAUUAGAUCCAUUAGCCUGUGAAGCUAUUGAUUUAGCAAGAAGAAUAAUUGGAAUUGAACAGGCUGCUACCAAAGCAUUUCAACAAAUUGUUCAACAGAAACUGAAUUCAUUACUCCAGACUAAAUUUACAGAGAAUACUGUGAAUUCACAAGAAUUGAUAAUUGCAUUCAAUCGACUAUGUGAAAUUUUGGGUAUUAUUAUGCAGAGUAAACUUCUAUUAGCGAACAACUUAUCUGAUCGUCAACGAUGGCUUCAAAAUUUUCAAUCAGAAUUGAAUCGUCUUGAUGCAAUUAUUCAAAAUUGUCUUCGACGUAUGUGUCGUGUUACAACAACUGGUACAUUGAUCUCUCAGUUAGGUGAAGCUGGUUCCACGUAUGCUCGUUGCUUAGCUGAAAUAGUCAGACGAACAGAAUUUGAAGAUAUGCUAACCCAACGAUCUGUAUAUUAUCUGAAGGAGGAAAAUAGUUUACGAGCUGAAGAAUGUCGUCGACGGCGUAUCUUUUCUAAACACUUAAAAAACAACGUCCUCCAUACACUUUUCUCUCCAUGGACUAAUCCGAAAACUGAUUGUAUUGGGCUGAUCAAUUUACCGACUUCAAUAACUAUGUCACAAGAUGUCACAGAACAGCAAUUAUGCGAAAUCACUUCUACUGUGUCAACUGUUUCUACUACUGUAACAACUCAAAAAGUUGAUUCCUCUUCACAUUGUCAUCCUGUUACACCUGAAUUGGCAGUUAGUCGAAGAUUCGCCUUAUCUUCAUUAUCUGAACCACGUUUAAAUGAAUUGGCUAAAGUGUGCGCAUUACAUCGUGUAAAUUCACGUGUACGAUCUAAUCGAUUGAAUUCAUUAAGUUCUCCAGAUCCUCAGUUGGCUAAAGUGAAAGAAGGUGAAAUGAUUGAAUCUAUUCGAAAGAAGUAUACAGAUUCUAGUUAUACUUCAAAUCAACAUCAACAUCAUCAGACACUUCCUCAUCAUGUUGUCGUAAACUUACGUCAACAUACCCAACCAGUAGUAGAUUCAAAUCGUCGUGCAUCUAUACCAUUAGAUCAGGAUAGAGAAACAACUGUAUCGAAUUGGUCAGUUGAUUCGUCAUCUGUUGGUUUAACAAACCAUUUCUGUACAAGUAAUACUCUUUUCUCUAUAGGUAAACAACCAGUUAAGAUUACACGUGAAGAUUUAGAAAAAUUAAUGUCAUCUAUGCCAUCUAGUGUAUGUAAUCUUUUACGAACCGAAUUGAAUAAAUCGUUUACACUGUUGAAAAGUUCUUCUUGCAUUGGUGGUGGAGGUUAUAACAAUCUGUUGGAUCAAUCAUCUGUUACAACAGGUCUAAAAUUAACUUCAACAACAACAACAACAACUACUACUACUACAAUAUCAGCGAAUACUCUUAUCACUGAGAAACAAAUAGAUCGUUAUGCGACAAAAUCAGUCAACACAUCUCCGUUAUGUAGUACAAUUAACCAACCAUUCUCAUCAUCAUCAUCAUCAUCAUCAUUGCAUCUUGUUAGUGUUGCCUGUCAAACACAAUUCAAUCUAAUUGGACCAGUUAUCAAUGUUGGAUCUGGUCGAAGUUUAAAUUCUAGUUUAGGAUUAUCAGUUGAUGAUUCAACACGUCGUACUGCUAUCAAUAAUGCUGGUUGGGAAGAACUUCCAGGAAGUUUGUGUAGUUGGGAAAUUUGUCGAUUUCCGAUCAUACGAUCACGUGAUCGUAUCUCAAUAUCAUUGAAUACAUUACCACGAUAUGAACAUUUAGUUACAACUGCUACUCAAACAGAGUCAUCAAAUGAAUUACCUGAAACAAAUCUCAUCAGUAACUCAUCAGUUCCAGAUAAUAAUGAUAAUAAUAAUCCUGAUACCGGUGCUGCAGAAGUAGAUUCAACUUUACAGAAAGUUGAAAAAGAAGUGAAGUAUUCAGGACAAAAUAAUUCAGAAUCACCUCAAGAAUAUGAUAGUGAAGUGUAUCACUUCCCUUUUCAUUCAUCUUUACCUCAUGAUGAUAUUUGUCAAGAGUCGAAAGUUUUGUCAACUUCUCCACAAAGUAUUUUGAGCACAGAAAUCAAUGAUGAGAAUGUUGUUCUAUCAUCUAUAUUCACUGAAGAUGAUUUGUUUACUGAUUCUACCUUAAUGAUGACGUCAAGUUUUCAUUCAACUCGAACAACAUUUUCAAAUAACAUUUAUGAUAAUACUACUACUAAUAAUAAUAAUAACAAUAAAGCUGAUUCUUCAUCACAGCAUACAGCUUUAAUGUCGGUCAGCCAAAGUCGUUCAGUAUCUCUAAGUCGGAGUAGUAGUAGCAGCAGUAAUCUAUGCGAUAUAACAGGUGGAGUUGGCAGUACAACUACUCAAUAUGGAUCUGUGAUAUAUGAUGAUGUCAAAACGUCUCAAAAUGUUAUGUUAUUAUCCUCCUGCUCAUCAUCAUCACCACCUCCACCAUUACCGAGAAUAGAAAUUCCAGUGAGUGAGUCAACAGAUCAACAAAAUCAAACUACUACAUCUCUUUCAUCCUCAACAUUAUUAUUCGAUAAAUGUUGUUCACAGUGUCAAUUAAAAUAUGCUCAUCAUAAGGAAUACUUUAACUUACUUCAACAAUGUCUACAAUUGAUCGACAAGCGUGUUAAUCAUCAUCAGCAACAACAACAAGGAGAAGAAGAAGAACAAGCUAAAAAUUCAGAUAAACUGAGAAUACAAAAACCAAUUACUCUAUCGAUUGAAACAACACCUAGAUCACCUUUAAUUUCACUGGAUAGCUCGCAGUUAAAGUGUCUUUUCAAUGUCUUGGAAUCAUGUUCAUCACUGUUUUUAAAAUCGAAAUCUACAACGAGAUGA
This is a messenger RNA of Heterobilharzia americana, 4338 nucleotides long. NCBI's taxonomy places the organism in Eukaryota, Metazoa, Platyhelminthes, Trematoda, Strigeidida, Schistosomatidae. The record is from the annotation of a GenBank genome assembly.